AUGAAGUUGCUAAAGCCGCGAUUUUCUAGAAGUGGUCGCCAGCGCAAUCCUAUGAGCGUCCAUGUCGCCAGACUGCUCUGCGAGCAGUCUCAAGAUAUGCGGACAUUCACUUCACUUUUGGCUGUCUGGAUGAUAACUGGAUGCUUCGCUGACAAUAUCCUGGUAUUUUUACCAGUUACACUGAGGAGUCAUUACACUCAAGUGGAACCUUUAUUUCAAGCCUUAGCGCUCCGAGGUCACAAUGUUACCGAAGUCAGCCCCUAUCCACCAAAAAGAAAAAUUAUCAAUCUCACCCACAUCUUUUAUCCACCGACAUCGCCCGGAAACUUGAUGGGAAACCAAUUCGAAAUGGCUCAAUCAAAGCCACAAGGACCUUUCUUAAGACAUUGGUCCAAGGAGGUUUUCGCUGAUACUUUAAUUCCACCAGUCCUAGAGUCCUCGGUUUUCAAGGAUGUAACUCAGGGAGACACUCGCUUUGACUUGAUAUUCACGGAAGUUUUCUUCUUUCAAGAAGCUUUUGUCGUUCUUGGUCAAAUUUUCAACGCCCCCAUCGUGGCAUUCUCUAGUAAUGGUUACAACAUCGAUUUCCUGAGUAUUUUUGGUGCACCGACUGCCGCUGCUUACUUGCUGGAUAAACUCGGGCUCGCUCCCCCGAUGAAUCUCGCGGGAAGGUUGCAGAACGUUUGGGAGCAGUAUGCGAGUCUAAUUUACCACGAAUUCUAUUACUACCCAUUGUAUGACGUAGUGCUAUCUCACCACGUCCCGGGGUCGAUUCCUCGCAUCUCUGAUAUGUUGAGAAACGUUUCGCUCGUUUUUCUGACAGGAAAUGUCGCCGUCGAUGGCGCUAAACUCUACCCGCCGAACGUCAUCGAGAUAUCUGGGCUGCACUUUCAAAACCCGAGGCCACUGGAUGAGGAGCUGGCAGAAGUUAUGGAAACAUCCAAACAAGGUGUAAUUUUCUUCAGUUUAGGGACGAUUUUGAAGACGGAUCUGCUUCGAACGGAAGCAAUCCACACUUUCCUGACUGUUUUCAAAGAAUUGAACCAAACGGUGCUAUGGCGAGCAGACUCAAAUAUCAACGAUUGGGAUAUCCCGAAGAAUGUUCUUGUGAGAGAUUGGUUCGACCAAAAUAGUAUUUUAGCACACAACAACUGCCUAUUGUUCCUAACUCAUGGAGGAAUUUCGAGCACCAUGGAAGCCAUCCGACACGCCGUGCCGAUGGUUUUGAUGCCAAUUUUCGGCGAUCAGGACGUAAAUGCUGCAAAUGCUGAAAUGCGUGGCUAUGGACUCCGCAUUUUCUAUAAUAAUUUAACUGAAACUUCCUUACGAUUGGCCAUAGAAACAGUAUUGGGAGAUUCUCGGUUCAAAAAAAGCAUCAGAUUAGCCUCUAAAAUUAUGACUGAUCAACCGAUGACAUCCCUAGACACUGCGAUAUAUUGGAUGGAAUAUGUAAUCAGACACAAAGGUGCUCAUCAUUUGAAACCGAUAUCUGUUUCCAUGCCAUUGUACCAAAUUUUGUUGCUAGACGUGAUUGCGGUGUAUUUUACAGCGUUUUUGGUGAUGAUGCUCCUAAUUGUAAAACUAGUCAAAUUUAUUUGUAAAAGGCGUGACCAAAAA
Molecule: messenger RNA, 1617 nt
Organism: Bemisia tabaci
Lineage: Eukaryota; Metazoa; Arthropoda; Insecta; Hemiptera; Aleyrodidae
Source: RefSeq, a predicted model, not a curated record